Acyrthosiphon pisum (pea aphid) is the source of this 783-nucleotide messenger RNA. RefSeq lists its product as uncharacterized. Bases 458 to 760 code for a protein of 100 amino acids. The record is from RefSeq and is a predicted model, not a curated record. The transcript has 5 exons. Lineage: Eukaryota; Metazoa; Arthropoda; Insecta; Hemiptera; Aphididae.
CUUUAGUUGAUGUCUUGAUGACAUUAUUUUGAAAAAAGGUAAGUACUAAGUUAUUAUUUAUUACAUAAAUAUCUAUGGAGUAUAGCCGUAUAGGUACUACAUAGUACAUAAUAUUUAAAGUAUAUAAAUUUAAAUUGUUUAUGAUCAUUUUAGCAAAAAAAAAAGAAAAUGACAAAUCUGAUCAAAGCCAUGCAACAUUUAACGCUACUGAUAUUUCUACACCAAUACAACAACAUGGUAAAACUAAAUUAAUUUUCUUUAUAUGUAGACAUAAAUAAAUGUUAGGUCAAAAAUAACUAUUAUACUAUUGGAUUAGUUAUUAUUAUUGUCUUGUAACAAAUCUAAAAUAAUGGUAAAAACAACUACCAUACCUAAUGCUAUUUUUUUUUUUUUUUUUUGACUACAGAAAAUCAAAAAUCAAUGUGCCAGUCGCAGUGCAAGUCAAGAUCUUAUACCUAUGGCAAUUGAUGUUGUUCAGAACCAAUGUGCCAGUACCAGCUCCUGUCAUGAACUAGCAAUUGGGAUUGAAGUAGUUCAAAACCAAUGUGCCAGUACCAGCUCCAGUCAUGAACUAGCGAUUGAAAUUGAAGAAAAUCAAAACCAAUGUGCCAGUCGCAGUGCAAGUCAAGAUCUCAUACCUAUGGCAAUUGAUGUAGUUCAGAACCAAUGUGCCCGUACCAGCUCCAGUCAUGAACUAGCAAUUGGAAUUGAAGGUGUUUAUUUACAACAAUUAACAACAAUUGCUAUUUAUCAAUAUUAAGAGGUUUUUACUUCUAUCAAAAA